Trichomycterus rosablanca is the source of this 2995-nucleotide messenger RNA. RefSeq names its product complement factor H-like. The coding region runs from base 27 to 2750 and encodes 907 amino acids. Lineage: Eukaryota; Metazoa; Chordata; Actinopteri; Siluriformes; Trichomycteridae. The record is from RefSeq and is a predicted model, not a curated record. The transcript is spliced from 18 exons.
GCUGAAGCUGAGUGUAGGGCAGGGAAAUGCAUGUGGCUGUAGAAUUCCUAAUUUUUACCCUUUGGGUAUUUUCCUUUACCUUAGCACAAAAUCAGGAAUGCCUUCGAACAGAGAUUAAUUAUAAAAACACUCAAAAAAGUGACCUCCUUGAAAGCUAUGAACAUGGACAAACAGUAAGACUGAACUGUGCAACAGGCUAUACUGGAUUUUACAAGCUUCGUUGUGAAAAUGGCAAAUGGACAAAAAUUGUUGGAAGAGACUGCAAAAAAAAGAAUUGUGGUCAUCCAGGAGACACAACAAAUGGAAACUUCAGACUCAUACGGGGUACAGAGUUUGUGUUUGGAUCUACAGUGGAAUAUAGUUGUAAGAAAGGGUAUGUAAUGGCCAGCAGAGUAAAUACUCGUAACUGCCAAGCAGACGGUUGGGAUAAUGCUGUCCCUCUCUGUGAAGUGGUAAAAUGCCCUGAAAUUUCAACUGAUAAUGUAAUUGCAAGGGGUAAUACUGAAGAACCACGCUUUGGUGAUGUUAUCCAAUUUGAGUGCGCGUCUCCUAGUCAGAUGUUGGACAACACAGAAGAAAUACACUGCGAUGAGACUGGGGUAUGGAGUGCACCUGUUCCAAAGUGCAAAGAAGUAGAAUGCCAGCCUCCUGAUCUACCUCACGGAACUAUUUCUAACCCUAAGCCAGCGUACAAGUUAAAUGAAGUGUUAAAAUAUACAUGUGACUCUUUCUACAAACUCAAAGCUGGAAUCAUUCAAUGCACUAAAUAUGGGUGGAGUAUAUAUCCAGAGUGUCAAGAAAUUACUUGUGCACUUGGACCAACUACCUAUGGCACAGAAAAGACAAUCCCAAUAGGGAAAAAUAUAUUUAAAGCUUUAGAGUUUGUUGAGAUCAUCUGCUUAAAAAACUACUUGGUUGGUGGAACAAAGAAAAGAUCACAAAUGAUCAGAUGCGAAGAAAAUGGAGAAUGGAAAAUCCCACCAAAGUGUGCAGUGAUAACCUGUGACGUUCCAUAUGACAAACAUGUGUAUUCACCUGAUUACUAUUUUACUAAAAGAAGAUUGGACGAUUCCAAUUAUUAUUAUUGUCAUAAUGGUUUUAGUAAAACUGCUGAAAAGGCCACGUGUACAGAGAACGGCUGGUCUCCACAAGAACUAUGUACUGAAAUUGUUUGUAAAGCACCAGUGAUUACAUAUGGGAAGAUAACUGGGAAUCAACUAAAUACUUAUAAACCAGGAACUAAAGUUUAUUUUCAGUGUAAUCCUGGAUAUGAAUCUGUAAAAACUUAUAUCUUAUGUAAUCGAGAAGGAAAAUGGGAUACUGAACAACCCUGCAAAAUAAAAAAAGGAGCUUGUGUUGAAAUCUCUUUGGAAAAUGGAUUUAUUUACAAUUUUAAACCUGGAGAUCUCACAAAUCAAAUAUCCCAGAGUGUUUCCUACUCAUGUGAGACAGGCUAUAAAGCAUGUGACAGUACGUGGUGGGGAGUAAUAACCUGUGUUAGGGGUGAAUGGGAUCACAAGCCAUUGUGUAUAGAAACAAAUAAUUGUGGUCCUCCUCCCAAUAUAAAACAUUUAAAUGACCCACAGGAAGAGUAUCAAAAUGGGUCACAGGUGGAAUAUGAAUGUGACCUAGGAUAUGUGUCUUAUAUCAAAUGUAUUAAUGGAGCAUGGCAGAUCCCUGUCUGUAAAUCAUGUGGUCCUCCCCAUCACAUUGAAAAUGCAGUUAUCACUGCUUACACUCACAGAGCUGCAACAUAUAAAUGUCAAGACCUUUUUGAAAUGGAGGGAAAUUACACCAUUUUCUGCAACAGCUCACGCUGGGAAAAACCACCAACAUGUCACUUGUCAUCCUCUGCAUGUGAAAAACCUCCAAAAAACAUAAACAAUGGCGUCAAGAAGGAGAUAGACAUUGACAAACUGUACUACAAAGAGGGAGACACUGUGAGUUAUAAAUGCUCUGAUGGGUAUGCAUUUAAGGAUGUAACCAGUGCCACUUGUGUUGGGAAGAACUGGACGUACCCUAUAUGUUUAUUGCCUACAUGUCCAGAUCCUGUUGAGAAAAUAAACAAUGGCUUUCUUAUCGACUCUAAUGAAAAGAAGAAAGAAUAUACAAAAGAUGACACUGUAAAAUAUAAAUGUAAAGAAGGUUCAGACUAUCGUGAAGCCAUCUGCAAUGGAACUAAUUGGUUGUACCCAGAAUGCAUAUCAUCUUCCAAGUGUUUUCAGCCACCAUCAGUUAAUAAUGCAGAAGCAAAUGACAUUAAGGAUCAAUAUAGUGAUGGUGAAAAAGUUACCUAUACUUGUGCUCAUCCAUACACAUUAGUUGUCAACAAUGAAAUGACCUGUGAACAAAGAAAAUGGAGUGGAAAUGUCAAAUGUGAAUUAGUAAGGUUAAAUUCUACAUGCUUAAGUCCUGACCAGCAAAUAAAAAACAGCACUUUAAAAAAUGAACAGGAUUUAAAGGAGAUCUACCAAGAAGAUGAAACUGUAGAAUACAAAUGCAACGAUGGCUUUCGCUUUCAGGGUAACUCCUACGCUGACUGUAAAGGAGGAGAAUGGAAUUACCCAACAUGCAUAUCAUCAUCCAAGUGUUCUCAGCCACCAUCAGUUCAAAAUGCAGUUGUAAAUGACAGUAAGAAACAAUAUAGUGAUGGUGAUAAAGUUUCCUAUACCUGUACUAAUCAACGCACACUUGUGGGACACAUAACCUGUAGACAAGGAAAAUGGAACGGAUCUGUCAAAUGUCAAUAAUUCAAAAACUAUGGAGGCUGUUGGGAGGUUUUUGAUGAGAGAAUGAUUUUGUAACUCACUUCUGGCACAACUAAAUGCAUUUACCAAAACAACUGUUCAAUAAAGGAUUAUAGAAAUAAUGUUUGACCCAAAGACCCUACAUGACACAUAACAAGACAUACUUUCUUAUUUACAUUGAUUACACAUGAUUUGUAUGAAUUUGUCCAUGCAUAUUUUAACAGUCAAUAAAGCAUUUUAAAAAGCUA